GAGGAAGUUAUUAUAAAUGGAGAAGAUGAAAAAGAACGGAAAGACCCCUAUUUUGUGGAAACACCUUACGGCUACCAGCUAGACUUGGAUUUUCUGAAGUAUGUGGAUGAUAUACAAAAGGGGAAUACCAUUAAGAAACUAAAUAUCCGAAAGAAGAGGAAAGCCGUACCACCCUCGACAGGUACCAAGAACUGUGGUGGCCAGUGCAGUGGCUGGACCUCCACAGAGUCUCUCUCUUCGUCGAACAGUGAUGAGAACAAGCAGCCUUGUCUGGCAGCAAGGAGUCAAGUGACCCCAUCCGUGGCCGCGAGACCCUCAGUUUCCUUUGAAGCAUCUCCUUCCUACUUAACCGUCCCUGAGAGCAGGCAGCUUCCUCCUCCCUCCCCCCAGCCUCCUCGGCACAACCUCCAUGUAACAAAAACUCUCAUGGAAACGCGGAGGCGACUCGAGCAGGAGAGGAUGAUGCAGGUUGUGCCUGGAGAUGUCCGUAGGCCGCGGCUUUCCAGCUUUGGAGGCAUGGGCUCCACGAGCUCCCUCCCCUCUUUUGUGGGAUCCAGCGGGUAUGGUCACAUUUCUCAGCAGCCGCACAAUGGGUAUCAGGGGAACGGUGACUACGGUGCCUGCUUCAGCUCCUCCUUGGGCAGUUCCAUUCGUCACAGCCCCAUGAGCUCGGGAAUAUCCACGCCGGUCACCAACGUGAGCCCGGUGCAUCUGCAGCACAUCAGGGAGCAAAUGGCAGUUGCCCUCAAGCGUCUCAAGGAGCUCGAGGAGCAAGUCAAGACCAUUCCUGUGCUGCAGGUCAAAAUUUCAGUGUUACAGGAAGAGAAGAGACACAUGAUGGCCGAACUCAAAAAUCAGAGGAAAGCCACUCAAAUUGAUACGUACGGUUUCAGAAAACGAUCCUACAGUGCAGGAAAUGCAGAGCAGUGGGAACACCUGUCUCAGGUGGGAAGAGGUGGAGAACUGUAUAUAGAUUGUGAAGAAGAGGUGGAGAGUGUGGAGCAGAGCUCUCAGAGGAUAGAGGAGUUCAGGCAGCUGACUGCUGAGAUGCAAGCUCUGGAGAAAAAAAUCCAGGACAGCAACUGUGAAAGUCCUGCAAACCUUCGCAUGAACAGAGAAAGCCUGACAAAAGAAAUGCGAUCUGUUGCUGUAGGUACUGAUGAGAACAUCAACGAUGUGGUUAUGUACAACAGAUGUGCGAGACAGCACAGAGAAGUAGCAGUGGGGACAGAGAAAGAAGUGAGAGAAUCUGGGGUUGGGGUGACAGAGGGAAUGCUUGGCUUGUCUACAGAGGUUGAGAAAGAGAUAGAGCUUCAGCAGCAGACCAUUGAAGCCCUUAAGGAGAAGAUUUACAGACUAGAGGUUCAGUUAAAGGAAACAACCCAUGACAGGGAGAUGACCAAAUUAAAACAGGAGCUGCAGGCAGCUGGGUCUAGGAAAAAACUGGAUAAAGCCGUGAUGGCUCAGCCAUGUGUCAUCAACAGGAUGGUGGAGGCUGUCGUACAAAUGAGAGACCAAAUGGUGGGAGACCAUGUGGACGUUGCUGAUUCGUCGGUGGGAAACCACCUGCAGACCAGCAGCAUUGGCACCUCCUGCAGACCUGCUGUGCGGAGCAUCGCUGCAGGCCCCGAGCUGCUGAUGAGCCAGUGGCUGGUGAGGGAGAGGGCAGAGGUGCGAGACCAGGGCACGGGGAGGUCCACUGAGCUGCACGAUAAGGUGGUGGGCACAGAGACGAGCAUCUGUGAGACAGGUGUCAACACCGAGGAGCCUACAGGCAUGCUGAGCCCCUGCCGGCCGGCACAAGUGGUCGGAACAGUGAGGUCUGUGGGCUGCGGGGAUUGCUCGGUGAACGUGGUGGUUUGUGCCCCCAAGGAGCACAUGUCUCGCGAAACAGCCACAGAGGCUGUGCGCAGAGCUGAGGCGAUGGUAAUGGCAGUGCCUUCUAUGGCUAGUCAGCAAACCAGCACCACUUUGGAGAUGGUGAGCCAGUGCACUGGCACGGAGACAGUCUCCCUGGCAGACUGUGGGACAAACACCUCGCUGAGCAGCUAUGAUAAACAGACCAACACGGAGGGUGUGGAGACGCGGAGCGUGGCAGUAGGAGAUGGCCGGGUGAAGGACAUACAUGUGUCUGCUAAAACACGUUCGGUUGGAGUGGGCACCCUUCUUUCUAGCCACCCUGGCUUUGAAAAGCCCUCAGCAAUAAAAACCAAAGACUGUGGCAUCGGGCAGAUAAACGUUCAGGAGAACUACCUGGUUGGUCUUAAAAUGAGGAGCAUUGCCUGUGGACCCCCUCCAUUGCCAGUUGUGCCAGCCGGCACCAGGAGCAUUGGCGUUGGGGGAGAGUCCGUGUGCGAGCCAGUGAGUGGUCUGCUGGAAAGCCGUCUGCCUCCACCGGAGCUGAGGGCGGGCCUGGAUCACUACAUCGAGCGUGUGCAGAAGCUGCUGCAGGAACAGCAGAUGCUGCUUGCUGAAAAUUACAGUGAAUUAGCAGAAGCCUUUGGGGAGCCCCACUCCCAGAUUGGGUCUCUCAAUUCACAGCUCAUCAGCACCCUCACCUCAAUCAACUCCGUCAUGAAAUACGCCAGCACGGAGGAGCUGCGGAGCCUGGACCUUCCAAAGCAGUGCAUGGAGAGAAGCACUACAUCAGGUAAGCCCAGCGUCCAGGCGCACGUUUGGUCUGCUCCUUGCCGGCACCUCAGUCCACUGGUAACUGAAAAGCGAGAGGUGUUUUUACCUCUCCUGGUCCAGCCAACUCUGAAGGGCCUGAUGAUGAUGCCUCUGACCAUGCAAGAGAG
This is a messenger RNA of Pterocles gutturalis (yellow-throated sandgrouse), 2798 nucleotides long. It is a transcript of the gene KANK1, whose product is annotated as KN motif and ankyrin repeat domains 1. The transcript has 2 exons. The annotation marks the transcript as partial. Gene Ontology annotation, biological process: negative regulation of actin filament polymerization. The record is from RefSeq and is a predicted model, not a curated record. Gene Ontology annotation, cellular component: cytoskeleton; cytoplasm. Lineage: Eukaryota; Metazoa; Chordata; Aves; Pterocliformes; Pteroclidae.